AUGGAUAAUCUCAAGGACUCUGAGGAAAAUCACAUUGAGCAAUAUGCGCUCGACAAGCCCAAAGACCAAGUCGCCGGGACGAUGCCAACAGCUUUGUUGAAUUGGUCACCAGAAGAAAGGGCACAACGAGAGAAGAAGCUUGUCAAAAAAGUUGAUCUUCGACUCCUGAUAAUGAUGUUAGUUAUGUACAUCCUAAAUUACUUGGAUCGCAACAACAUCGCGGCAGCAAAGCUGGCCGGACUGCAAAAGGAUUUGAAUCUUACUGGGAAUGAAUACCAAAUCUGUGUUAGCAUCCUGUUCGUCGGAUAUCUCCUCAUGCAAGUCCCUUCGAACAUGAUUCUAAACAAAUUUGGUAAACCUUCGAUUUACUUGCCGGGAUGUAUGGUCGUAUGGGGUGUUAUCUCCUGCUGCACUGCUGUCACAAAAAGCUUCAGUGGCUUACUAGUCGUCCGAUUCUUCCUUGGAUUUGUUGAGGCCGCAUAUUUUCCCGGCUGUCUCUACCUCCUGUCGGCCUGGUAUACAAGGAAGGAAUUAGUCAAACGGACCGCGCUGCUCUACGCAGGCUCAUUAAUUUCAGGUGCAUUCUCGGGUUUAAUCUCCGCUGGUAUCACGAGCGGCUUGAACGGCACAAGAGGUAUUGCAGCAUGGAGAUGGCUUUUCAUCAUUGAGGGUGCGUUGACGAUCUUUGUGGCUUUGAUCGCCUUCUUUAUUGUCCCAGAUCUUCCCAGAACGACAUCCUGGCUAAGUGAUGACGAGAAAGCGCUUGCGGCCUGGAGACUCGAAGAAGAUAUUGGUGAGGAUGAUUGGGUGGACAGUGAGCAUCAAAGCAUGUUUCAUGGCGCAAAACUAGCUAUCAUGGAUCCAAAGGCUUGGUUACUGCUUGGUGUCAUCUACGGCUGCACCGCUGCCGGUGCUGUAACCACUUUCUUCCCAAGUGUGAUGGCUGGACUUGGCAAGGAUAACAUUGAUACCUUGCUCCUGACUACGCCUCCAUAUCUCAUAGGCACAAUUGUCGUAUUGAUCCAUGCCUGGCAUGCGGACCGAACAGGUGAACGAUACUUGCACAUGUGCCUUCCACCCAUUAUCGCUAUUGUAUCUUUCAUCCUAGCUAUGACAGGCAACAACUUUGCGGCUCGCUACGUCGCAAUGUGUAUCAUGCUUGGUGGCAUUUAUUCCAGCUACGUUGUCGCCCUCGGAUACAUCUCAAACGUCCUACCGCGCCCUGCAGCAAAACGUGCAGCUGCUUUGGCCUUGAUCAAUUGUCUCAGUAAUGUGUGCCAGAUUUACACGCCUUACCUUUACCCUGACUCAGCCUCACCUCGAUAUAUCACCGCGUUCAGUGUCAAUAUCGGCAUGUCCUCUAUGACGAUCAUAUUUUCCACCAUUCUUCGUAUUUAUCUAGGAAGACUUAACAAGAAACUUGACCACGAAGAGGGUACCGAUUUGGUUGUAGAUGCGCAUGCCAAUGAAGAACACGGCUUGCCCCGGGUGGCUGUGAGGCAGGGUUUCCGAUUCUUGCUAUAA
Messenger RNA from Talaromyces rugulosus, 1524 nucleotides. RefSeq lists its product as uncharacterized. Gene Ontology annotation, molecular function: transmembrane transporter activity. The transcript has 10 exons. Gene Ontology annotation, biological process: transmembrane transport. Gene Ontology annotation, cellular component: membrane. Lineage: Eukaryota; Fungi; Ascomycota; Eurotiomycetes; Eurotiales; Trichocomaceae. The coding region runs from base 1 to 1524 and encodes 507 amino acids. The record is from RefSeq and is a predicted model, not a curated record.